UAAUUAUAUACGGAUUAGCUGGUAAAUGUCGCUAGGGAAGCUCCCGAGACCAUGUCAAAGCCAGAAAAGGCCACAGGGGCAGACCAAGCAGUUGGCAUGGGCCUUGUUGGCUUCAGCCUCCUGUUGUUUACAUACUACACAAUAUGGGUAAUCAUUCUGCCGUUUGUGGACAGCGAUCAUGUGGCCCACCAGUAUUUUCUUCAACGGGAGUAUUCUGUCAUUCUACCUGGGAUCGCAGCAUUGAUACUGCUGCUCAGUGUAGGUACCUUCAUUGGCGUGGUCACCUGGAAGAAUCGCAAGCCUAAGAAGGUGGACUAAGAGGGAUGGUAAUCACAGAGGUUAGACAGUUGAGGAUGUAGAGCUAGAACUGAAGCCACUCUAGCUUCCAUAGAACCUCCCUGGUUCCAACAUCUUUCCAACAGUUCAGCUGAAGAAACUAAAAAUAAAGUCUGGACUGCUUCUCUGGGACAGCUGAUGAAAACAUCUAAUGACUGGAAAGACGUAAGAUUUGAAGAGCUGCUGUCCACAACCUUCUAUCCCUUAUCUCCAUUCAGACCCACUAUGUGAAAUCCUUAACCUUGCUGUUGGCAAUGCAUGGCUCCGGAUGCUAUAUUUGUCCUCAAGGUGCAUUGUCAUUUUGCCAGAGAUUAAAAUCAAUGAGUCGGUAUUCACUGUUACUGUAUGUGGUCAGAAACUAGAUCAAACCUGGCUUCAUAAUGUGGAGGGGAUAAAGAUUAGCUGAUUUUGUAGAGUGUACUAUACCUGAUCAAAGUUUCACUUUGGCAUCCCUUUUCAUCACAUCUUGGACUUAGUUUUCAGGCACUGUUUUACAUCUCAAUUUAAGAUCAAUUGGAGUGGUCACCCUUAAAGGCAGUGCUGUGUUUGAGACUACUGAGACCGAGUCAAGACCGGGAGGGAGACAAGGGGUCCAAGACUGAGACCAGAAGAAUGCGAGUCCAAUUCAAGACCAUGAUUGUAAUUCUGUCAAAAAUAAUCAUCAUCUGGUGUGUGGAACUGUGUGUUUUAUUGCAGUGCUUGCUGUUAGCCAUCUCUUUGAAAAUAACUUGUUGUGUGUGUGUGUGUGUGAAACAUUGUUGUGUUUUAAAGUGGAACUGACAGCAUUUUAGCAACAUUACAUUUGAUUAAAAUCUGUUCAGAUACACACCCAGGAAGAAUAUGACACUUUUAAAAAACAAUGUAUCCUGAAAAGAGACCACUUAGAUAUGGUCAUUUUCACAAAUUCUUAGAAUGUUUGGGAAUUCCGUAUACUAAGGCAUUUGUGAAAAUUCUACAGCAAUAUAGAUUGGGAAAGCAAAAAGUCAGUCAGUCACCUACUCUUCCAAUGAUAUGACAUACUCCUAGCAGCUAGCUAUCUAGCUAAUGUUACUGUGUUUUUAACUUGAUACGUAAAGAUACAUGCUAGCCUAUUAGCCACGCUAUGACUGACUUGUGGUCAUUGCCCUUGCUCGUUUUAUUGUAUUGAAAUUCCUCGCCGUAGUUACAUUCGUAUGUUUUUGUCCAGAUUAUUGAGUCUUUGAAACUGAAACCGUACAUCCCGAAUGGAGACACAGAACAAUGUACCAGGCCAGCUGUGAUGUACAAUCUGAUAGCCAUAUAAAUGUAUUGGUGAAUUAUAUUAAUCAUGAAUUGAACUGCAUCCAUCUAUUCAGCCAACAAUGCCUUAGUGUAUGGCAUGGUACGUUGAGUCAAAUAGAACCUAUUUUUUAAACCUCUUAUAAAGAUGGUUUCGUAGCAUAAACUGGGAAUUUGAUAUUUUUGACAGAUUUUAUGAUGGUCUGUUUCAUAUCUGCGAAGUAGUUAAAACGCUGUCAGUUCCACUGUAGGUCACUGGUUACUUUGUAUGCAAACAUGAAAUGUUUUUUGCAAAGGGAAGUAAUAGUUGCACAUUUCAAAUAGGAAAUGCUUAAUGGUUGUUUUUAUAUUCUUGUGACUGGGACCUACUGGCUUAUUAUGUCUGGGUUUAUGGACUGCUUAUCCUUUAACAUUUUAUUUAACAGUUAACUAGGCAAGUCAGUUAAGGACAAAUUCUUAUUUUCAAUGACUGCCUAGGAACAGUGGGUUAACUGCCUUGUUCAGGGGCAGAACGACAGAUUUGUACCUUGCCAGCUCGGGGAUUCAAUCUCGCAACCUUUCGGUUACUAGUCCAACAUUCGAACCACUAGGCUACAUGCCACCCUCUCAUACUGUGUGUGACUGGUGUCUUUCCAUUGUGCCUAUGCCGUGGUGUAGUGGUGCCUGGAGAAGUGGGUAUACUCUAAUUUGGCAAAAAAGUUCACAAAGGAAAGGCACCCUGUGUGAAAAUGUCUUUUUGUAAUGCAUUUCCCUUGCACAUUUUGGGAUUUUCACUCAAAAUCACAUUUUUUAUGUAUAAAUAAAUUGAUGGUCUAAGUCCACAACAAUGCUGAAA
Molecule: messenger RNA, 2428 nt
Organism: Oncorhynchus nerka (sockeye salmon)
Lineage: Eukaryota; Metazoa; Chordata; Actinopteri; Salmoniformes; Salmonidae
Product: dolichol phosphate-mannose biosynthesis regulatory protein-like
Exons: 4
Coding region: 52-318 (88 amino acids)
Biological process (GO): GPI anchor biosynthetic process
Cellular component (GO): dolichol-phosphate-mannose synthase complex; endoplasmic reticulum membrane
Molecular function (GO): enzyme regulator activity
Source: RefSeq, a predicted model, not a curated record